This is a messenger RNA of Asparagus officinalis (garden asparagus), 1261 nucleotides long. Its product is annotated as serine/arginine-rich SC35-like splicing factor SCL33. The transcript has 6 exons. The record is from RefSeq and is a predicted model, not a curated record. The coding region runs from base 171 to 830 and encodes 219 amino acids. Gene Ontology annotation, molecular function: RNA binding. Lineage: Eukaryota; Viridiplantae; Streptophyta; Magnoliopsida; Asparagales; Asparagaceae.
AACUGUUGCAUACAGAGUUUCCUGCAAGCUGAAGAAGCAUGGGGUUUAGGUGAGUUCAUUGCAGCAGUAAAGAGUUUCCUGCAAGCUGAAGGAGCAUGGGGUUUCUGUCUUAGCUGAGUUCACGGCAACAUUACUUCUAGGCUUAAACGAAUAAUUGGUUAUGGUGCUUCAUGAUGAGGGGAAGAAGUUACAGGGAAAGGAGUUACAGUUAUAGUCCUUCUCCACCAAGAGGUUAUGGGAGACGAGGACGGAGCCCAAGCCCAAGAGGUCGCCAUGGUGGUCACAGGAGGGAUCUUCCAACUAGCCUUCUAGUUCGGAACCUUCAUCGUGAUUGUAGACCUGAGGAUCUUCGUAGGCCAUUUGGACAGUUUGGUCCUCUGAAGGACAUCUAUUUACCACACGAUUACUACACAGGAGAGCCUCGGGGGUUUGGUUUUGUCCAAUUUGUGGACCCUGCAGAUGCUGCGGAUGCCAAGUAUGAAAUGGAUGGACGGAUUCUUUUAGGCAGGGAGUUGACUGUUGUAUUUGCUGAAGAGAACAGAAAGAAACCGUCUGAGAUGAGGGCUAGGGACAGGCUAAGGAGUCGAUCAUAUGAUUACCGGUCUCCGCCUAGAUAUUCCCGUUCGUGUUAUUCCAGAUCCCCAUCUCCCCGAUAUUCUCGUUCUUUGCGGUACAGCAGGUCGCACUCCCCGAGCCAUGGUUAUUAUUCGCCAUCAUCAAGGAGGGGCUAUUCAAGGUCUAUUUCACCUCGAGGUAGAAGCUACUAUCGUGGUCGGUCAUAUUCUCGUUCUCCAUCCGACAGCAGGUCAAGGAGCAGGAGUGAAGACUAAUCAAGAAAGCCAUCUCACAGAGAUAGGUCUUUAUCUGUGAGCCAGUAAGCUGGCAGCUGGAUAGAUAAUCUAGUCGCUUAUUGCUCUCUCAGCCUUGGGAGCUUUAGUGGAUUUUAUUCAUAUCUAAGUUUGGUAUUGCUUGAGUACAAUGUUUUCUAAUGAGUAUAUGUGGUUUUAUUACACAUCAAAGGGUGGUUCUACCUACCUAAUGUAAGGUUGUAGUGAUGGAGGUUGGGAAGUGUGCUAUCUUGAUUUUUAGAUUUUGAACCAUCGCAAUUUUUCAGUACGUGACACCGACUUACAACUGAAUUGUUGCUCAUUGAAGUGUGGUUACGUUAGUUUUCUUUAGGCUUUGGGUGUCAAAUGUCAGUCGAUGAAUAUUGGGCAAUUUUCACGGCCCGAGUCCUGGUUAUCGACGCUUGGACUUCGUU